Messenger RNA from Aspergillus brunneoviolaceus CBS 621.78, 297 nucleotides. Its product is annotated as ankyrin repeat domain-containing protein. The transcript has a single exon. Gene Ontology annotation, molecular function: protein binding. The annotation marks the transcript as partial. The record is from RefSeq and is a predicted model, not a curated record. NCBI's taxonomy places the organism in Eukaryota, Fungi, Ascomycota, Eurotiomycetes, Eurotiales, Aspergillaceae.
GCCGCAGAACAUGGGCAAGAGACAAUCAUUAAGCUCCUCCUAGCCACCAACAGAGUAGAUCCCGAGGCACAAAAUUCCAAUCGAGAGACCCCGUUGUGGUGGGCCGCGCGGAACGGACAUGAGACAAUCGUCACGUUGCUGCUCACGCAUGGUGCGGACCCUGAAUCUAGAAGCCUGAGUGGCGGGACUCCCUUGCUUUGGGCAGCACGGAAUGGUCACGCUGCCAUUGUUAAGCUUUUGCUCCAGAAAGGGGCAGACCCGGAUGGCUGCCCGACUGAAGACGGGGAAACGCCCUUG